Messenger RNA from Didymodactylos carnosus, 1065 nucleotides. Lineage: Eukaryota; Metazoa; Rotifera; Eurotatoria; Philodinida; Philodinidae. The record is from the annotation of a GenBank genome assembly.
AUGAUGCGUAAUACAGACUUUUUAUCACGAACUGCAACAUCAAGUGCCAAUGAUUCUAUUGAUUUAUAUACAUUACUUAAGCUUAAUGAACCAGAAAAAAGACAAUCUAAACUUACCGGUAUUCCAUUAAAGUCAGAUAUAACAAAAUUACUUGUUCCAUCUUAUAGUAAAGUAUUUUUUACCGAUGGUUAUACAUCAUUAAAACAAGAUGAUCGAUAUGAACGAAUAGUCUACGAUGAUGAAAUGGAAGUACCAUGUAUUGGUACAGAUAAACGAAAUUUUGAUUUAGCUGAAAUGGUGACAUUUGAUAUUGAUGGAACUUCUACACAAUUACCACUGAUGGUCAAAAUGGUGAUUAUUCCACAGGGUGCUGUUAAUCAACGGGAACCACCGGUUAUCGUGCGUGAUGUAUGUGUUCAAUGUGAUGAUAUUCCUCAAAGUAGACGACGUACGAACGGACAUGAUAAAGACAUAACAAUAACACGUGCAAAAAGUUCUGAUUAUUUAACUAAUAGAAACGGUUUCUACGAUAAUAUAAACGAUGAACACUUAAGAUGUUUAUCAUUAACAUCAUCGAUGACUGAUGAUAGUUAUGAUAAUUCGUCAACAGUAACACAGGAAAGUAGUAAUCAACACCGUAUUAGUCAUUUACUUCAUCGUCGACAAAUAAGUACAAAUAAUUACUUAAAUCGAUCGGAAUACUAUUCUAUACCAUAUUAUCAAUACCCGGGACGUCGAUAUGGUCCAAAACAUAUUGGCAUACAAGUUAAUUCGAACGAUCUGAAAAAUUUUCAUUUACAUCAAUCCUCGUAUAAGUUUUCGUUUAAUAAACAGAAUGGUGAUGAUCAUUAUUCUGUAACAAUAAUAGUACCAGUUAAAAAUCGUCAUCUAUUGUUCAAUGAAGAGACUGACAAUCAUCAGAGAACAAAUCAACCACAAAUCAUUGAAGUUAAAAUACCGGUAAAUAUCAAAUCGAAACAUACAACGGUGAGAUAUAUGAAUACAAAGGAAUAUGUUACAAUAAAACGAACCAUAAAAGGUCAAAUCAUUGGAGAUAUUGAGUGA